UCAAAAAGGCGAGUCGGUUACAAGUUGGUUUGGUGGAUUGAAGAAAACAAAAAUAUAUUCAAUGAAUUCAUAAAACGUAGAACCUGUAGAAUUACCCGUGAUGGACGCAAUGUUGUUAUUAAUUAUAAAAUCUAUUAAUCCACAGGGCUCUUAACAAAAUGCUCCGUGAAUCUAUAUAGUGACUCACAGGACUUUAUUUGUGUUUUCUUCAGUCUUAUAAGUGAAUCAAGUUAUAAAAUGGAUCAGUCUGCUAAUAAUAUUGCCGGGCUACUUCAUAAAUUGUGCGUGGGACUAUCCACGGAUCCAGAUGGUGCAUAUGAACUGGCAGUUUCGUACUUAUCAUCUACAGCAGAGAAGAGCCGAUCAGUGCAGGAUGAGAAGCUGCUGUGCCAGAAGAUACAGUCCCGAUUGUCUAACAUGUCCUCCAGAGACGCAGAUAAAUUUAAUGAGUGCUACGCUAAAUUGAAGAACUCUUUUAUCUUGAAGCAGAGGGUGUCAGUGUUGGCUCUACUGCUGGCUCUAUCUGAGGGCCCUCAGCAUUCUGAAUCAACCCACCAGCUCUUCCCUACACCUUUCUUUGCUGUAAAUAAAUCCAUAACUGGUUCAUCGGGCACCACAGGCUCGUCUGGUACCACUUCCAGCUCCAGCAAGCAGACAUUUGGCACUGUCAGUUGGGGUGGCAGCACCCCCAAGCAGAAGGGCUCGGAACAAAGCCUGCCUUCUAACAACAGCAAUGUUGCUAUAGUCUUGCAGUCUACUGAUCGGCCGAACGAGAGCGCUUGCGUGCGCGACGCAGUGCUAGCAGCGAUGGGCGUGAAGGCGCGCGGCGCAGGCGCGGGGCCGCGACCCAUGCAGGCGCUUUACGCGAGAGUGGCGCAUCUCGGUGUAUUACACGACCGACUCAAAGAGUUCAUCGAUCCUGCCUCUGGCCUCGUACCACAAGGUUUGAUGGGCGAGGGGCUCAUAGCAUCGAUCAGGGACGAGUUAACAGAGUACUAUCGUAGUGUCGCAUUGCUGCAAGAUCAGGCGUGCGACGGUGAUGGUGGUGCGGGCACACUGCGUCGAGUAUGCGUUUGGGCGCUGGAGCCGCUACACCGCCUCACUUGGCUCGCCAACAUCGCUCAUGCCGCUCAUCAUAAAAAAGGCGGUGAAUUAGCGUCAUGCGUGCACCGGUUCGUGCGUCACGGCGACGAGCGCGUGGCCAUGCUGGCGCGUCGGCUGCUCACCGCGCUCACGUACCCGCUGCUGCUCAUGUUGACGCGGUGGCUGCUACAUGGAGAAAUCGACGAUCCUUUCAAUGAAUUCUUCAUAGAGAGCAGGAGUGGCGUUCCUAUAGACAGGAUGUGGCACGAUAAAUUCAGAGUGAGGGAGUGGAUGGUCCCGUCGUUCAUGUCCCGCGAGCAGGCGGCGCAGAUCCUGGCCACGGGCAAGAGCGUGGUGUUCAUGCGCGAGGCGUGCGCCGACGAGCCCGCGCCCAGCGACCACGCGCACCAUCUGCAUGAUCUACUCAAGCCCACCAGCACAGACACGUCGGAGCCGGGCUCGGCGUGGUGGGAGUCGGAGGCGCUGUCCGCGGGCGUGCGGCGCGCGCACGGCGCGGCGUCGGCGCGCCUGCUGGCGGCGCUCACGUCGCACCACCACCUGCUGGACCACCUGGCCGCGCACCGCCGCUACCUGCUGCUGGCGCAGGGGGACUUCGUGCACCAUCUCAUGACGCUGCUGCAAGAGGAGCUGAACAAGCCGGCGUCGCAGCUGUACGUGCACAACCUGACGUGCACGCUGGAGGCGGCCGUGCGCGCCACCAACGCGCAGUACGAGCCGCCGCACGUGUUGGCCCGUCUGCACGUCAACCUCUACCCCAACUGCGACGGGCGCGACGACUGCGGCUGGGACGUGUUCGCGCUGCAGUACCGCGUGGACGGGCCGCUGGGCACGCUGUUCCCGGCCACGUGCGGCGCGCGCUACCGCGCGCUGUUCACGCAGCUGUGGCGCGUCAAGCGCAUCGAACACGGGCUGCACGACGCCUGGCGCGAGCACGCCAUACUGCACAAGCGGCUCAAGUACAUGCCUGAGGUAUUCAACCUGAUGCGCCGCGUGUCCUGCCUCCGCGCCGAGGCGCUGCGGCUGUGCGGCGCACUGCAGGAGGCGUCGAGCGUGGGCGCGGAGCCCGCCUGGGCCGAGCUGCUGGCCGCCGCGGCCGACAGGAGCGACCUGGACACGCUGCUGCGCCUGCACCACGCCGCGCUCGACAGGCACUCCAUACACGCUAUGAUACACCAUUCCACGCAGGAGCUGCAGUCGUACCUAGGCAACGUGUUGAACGAGAUCCUGGCGCUGCGACACUUCGAGGCCACGCUGCACGCGGGCAUCGUGUCCGAGCUGGAGCGCCGCGACGACAUUGAACAACUCAAGGCAGAGAGGCUCGCCAGAGGUGAAUACGCGUUCACAGCAGCGGACGAAACGCGUGACAAGGAGAAACGGAAGAUCUUUCUGCAAUUCCUGGCCAGCCGGAGAGCUGACUUGAACGUUUGGACCCGCUCCUACAGGGGUCACGUAACGACGCUGAUCCUGAAGCUGGCGCUGCACGAGGAGGUGUCGCUGCAGACGCUGGCGUUCCGGCUCGACUACAGCGACUUCUACAAGCGUGGGGACGCCAAGCUGCACCAGCCGCUCACGUACCAGCACAAGCGGCUCAGUGAGAUUGGCGUCGAUCUUGCCAAAAAAAAACUGUUAGACCGCACGAAGAAGUGACACGUCUUGCCCGCGGAGCCGGUGGCCGCCAGCUGCCCGCCCUGGUUGGGCCUGGUCUGCGCGCGCGCCACUUAGCCCGCACACACACUACUACCCCAAUAAAGACUUCCAAAUUUAUAAAAUCUACCUGGUAGUGUCUUACUUUAAACAAUUAAUUAUUAUUAAUUCUUUAAAACUUUAGAUAAGUGCACAACGAUACUGAGUCUCUAAGAUCAUGUUAACUAGAAAUCUCUAAUCAGCAAUCUUCAAAGAAAAAUAUGUGUCGUCGCGAAAAAGAAUUUGAUAAAUGUUACUAAGUCAGCCAUUCCAUUGGAUAAAUUGUUGUUAAGGCGUUGCUUGUGAGAAUAUGAUGUUAUUUUGGAUUGUUGUUCUGUAAAGUGUUGUUGCGGCAUGAUUAGAAAAAGAUAAACAGUAAAAAAGUGUGAAUAAGAAUAAUCGGAUUAUUAUCUGAAAGAAAAAUAACUUACGUUCUACAGAUAUGCUAACUAUUGACUUAUGAAGCACAUUAACAAAACACCAUUACUUAAUGGAUAACAACUUAAGAAUUGUAAUUUAAAAAAGGUGACAGCGAGCGUUGGAGGAGAAAGUUGUUACUCUUUGAUUAGUGCCAUUUGUUAACGAUCGAUGAACUGUCCUUCCCAUUUUUCCAAUAAACCUUUUUUAAUUAAAA
Pectinophora gossypiella (pink bollworm) is the source of this 3421-nucleotide messenger RNA. It is a transcript of the gene Grip91, whose product is annotated as gamma-tubulin complex component 3 homolog. Gene Ontology annotation, molecular function: gamma-tubulin binding; microtubule minus-end binding. The transcript has 18 exons. Lineage: Eukaryota; Metazoa; Arthropoda; Insecta; Lepidoptera; Gelechiidae. The coding region runs from base 238 to 2751 and encodes 837 amino acids. Gene Ontology annotation, biological process: meiotic cell cycle; spindle assembly; cytoplasmic microtubule organization. The record is from RefSeq and is a predicted model, not a curated record. Gene Ontology annotation, cellular component: spindle pole; equatorial microtubule organizing center; centrosome.